CGGCGGCUGCUGCUGCUGCGGCUCAUUGUGCGCCGCUGCGGGCCAUGUGCUGCCAGCUGGCCGAGGCUCCCCGGAGGAGGGCGGCCAGGUGUAUAAACGCUUCUAUCCUGAGGAAUCCCACAGUUGCAAAGCUCCGCAUCUGCUUCCCCAGGUCUUUGCUCAUCCCUAAGAGGCCUCCCCCAAGAAGAAGGAAUGGCUGUCAGCCACCUGCCAGCCAUGGUCCAGGACUCGGUGACAUUCAAGGAUGUGGCUGUACUCUUCACCCAGGAGGAGUGGGGGCAGCUGAGCUCUGCCCAGCGGGCUCUGUACAGGGACGUGAUGCUGGAGAACUAUGGCAACCUGGUCUCAUUGGGACUCUUAGGACCCAAGCCAGAAGAAUGGAUGCCGGAGGAUGCCUCAGAAGGCUUCAGCCCUGAAGGAAUGACCAUGACUGUGAACGAGAGAUUUCUGCAGGCAAAUGUUCCUGGUGAGGAAUCAGAUCGGUGGACAAUAAAGGAAAGAUUAACUGGAGAAAGUCACAGGAAACGUGCUAGCUUGUUGGAUUGGCAGUGCCGGGAAGGUCAGGAGGUCAACUUGCAGCAAGUGGUCCUCACCCAUCCGAACACCCCAUCAAGGGUUAGUGAGCGAAAAUGCGAUGAGCCUAGGAAGGGCUGCACUGGAAGCUCAUCUCUUGCUAAAAACCCAGCAACUCAAGCAAGCAAAAAAACCUUUGAAUGCAGUGAGUGUGGAAAAGCCUUCUCUAAGCAUUCCACCCUUAACAAACAUCAGAAAAUUCAUAGUGAAAACUUCAACACAAAUCAGAAGGCGCAGAUCAAAGAGAAGCGCUAUGAAUGCAGAGAAUGUGGGAAAGCCUUUCACCAGAGUACACAUCUGAUCCACCACCAGAGAAUUCACACUGGUGAGAAGCCGUAUGAAUGUCAGGUCUGUGGGAAGGCCUUCUCAGUGAGCUCUUCACUUACCUACCAUCAGAAAAUCCAUACUGGAGAGAAACCUUUUGAAUGCAACUUGUGUGGGAAAGCCUUUAUCCGGAACAUACACCUGUCCCACCAUCACCGAAUACACACUGGAGAGAAACCUUUCCAGUGUAACAUUUGUGACAAAGCCUUUGUGUGCAGGGCACAUCUUACCAAGCACCAAAACAUCCAUACUGGGAAGAAACCUUAUAAAUGUAAUGAGUGUGGGAAAGCCUUCAACCAGAGUACCAGCUUCCUCCAGCACCAGAGAAUCCACACUGGAGAGAAACCCUUCGAAUGCAAUGAGUGUGGGAAGGCCUUCAGAGUGAACUCUUCCCUGACUGAACACCAGAGGAUACACACGGGAGAGAAGCCGUAUAAGUGCAGCGAGUGUGGCAAAGCGUUCCGGGAUAACUCGUCCUUUGCCCGGCACCGGAAGAUCCACACGGGAGAGAAACCUUACCGGUGCGGCCUGUGUGAGAAAGCCUUCCGGGACCAGUCAGCCCUGGCACAGCAUCAGAGAAUUCAUACUGGGGAAAAGCCUUACACAUGUAACAUAUGUGAAAAAGCCUUUGGGGACCAUUCGGCCCUGACCCAACACAAGAGGAUUCAUACUAGAGAAAAGCCUUACAAAUGCAAAGUCUGUGGGAAAGCCUUCACCCGAAGCACACACCUCACUCAACAUCAGAGGAUCCACACAGGAGAGAAACCCUAUAAAUGUAACAAGUGCGGGAAAGCUUUCAACCAGAGUGCAAACCUCAUUCAGCAUCAGAGACAUCAUACUGGAGACGAGUGAUGGGAAGGCAGUUUCCACGCCGCGCGCUGAGCAUCAGUACUGACCAGUGAAUGCAGGGGAACCAUAGGGAAUGGCAGUGUCCUCUUGCAUCAGGACAGGCAUUGUAUUUGCUGAGAGCCAAGCACCACAUUGUCAUGGGUUAUACGCCACUGUUUAGUGUUGCCUCAGCUGAAUAGCAGUACCUUUUGAUGGGUCUGAAUUGCCAGGUAUCAGAACCAAUGUGAAGCUCCUUGAGCAACAUAAAUGUCAUUUUAUCAGACUUAAAGUUUGCAGAGAGAAUUAUAAAAUUACCAUAAUUAAGGUUGAGAAACAAAGGAACAAAAUAAGAAAAUGGUUUAUGUGUAGUUCUUUUCCUGUAGAAGGAAGUUGCCAUCUUUAGUGGUGUCCUUUGUCUCCUCGCCCACAUCCCAACAUCCAGCAUAAGGAAGUGCAUUCAUUCAUGCAUCCGUCAGACAUAAUGAAUUAUGUUCUCCAUGACUCUGCUUCCAUCUUAAGCCAUCUAAUGUCACAUCUCCCAGGUCUGUUUGUGUGCCAGCCUCUUACCUGUAUUCUUCGGGGACAGCACAUUUAAAAGGGUGACCCCUUCUCACUUAGCUCCAACUGCUACUGCCAUGUCCCUUAACUGCAUCCAAAGUGUGAAGUGUGAGUCAGAAUCAAGUGAGUUAGUCAAUCAGAAAGAAAAUCACAAAAAAAAAAAGCAAAACAAAAAAACCCCACAGCAGUAAGGCGUAGUCAGUCUCCUUGGCUCUAGAUAUUGCACCCUACUUGAGCUUUCGGGAUUCAGGUUUAUGUCUUGGGCAAGGAUUGACAAAAAUCCUUGAGUUGCUGUCCAGGUCCUUUGGAAAAACACCUAGGUAGAGCCAGAGCUUGGGUAGCCGUUGCCCCCGGCCAUUCCAUCUAUAGCCAGCUCUCCCCGCACAGUGGGCUUUCUCAGCUUAGGUGGGAUGAGCCCAGCCAUCUGCGCUUGGAUUCCCUGCCUUUCUGCCUCUGUGCCGUACCACUUCCUGUGUGCAGCUGCCAGAAGAUGAAGGCUCCACGGCUGGUUCUCAAGUGCCCCUUUCCCCCCCAGGCCUGGGCUCCUCUGUGGCUGCUGCAUUGGAGUCUGUUUCCCACUUCCAUCUUACUGAGAUGUGGCACCCUAGUCCAUCUGAACCCCUCUUCCGCGGGCCUGGGCUCCUCUGCAGCUGCUGCACUGGAGUCUGCCACUUCCAUGUUACUACGAUGCAGAGAAGGCAGCCAAGUCCUUACCCAACUUUUAUCUGGCAUUUUUGAAGGCAUGCUUUUUGUUCCUUGGAAAGCAUUCAAGUUAGAGGUCCUGCUUUUAUGUUUGAAAGUUCAUUUCUGCUCCUCUGGGCAUUCUACCACUUCCAGACCCUUCUAUUCUGACAGCCAUGAGCAACGUAUUAAGCAAUACCAUGGGUCCCAGGGUGGCCAGGGUAGUGUCCAGUCUCAGAAGGCUGAGUGACAGGCUAGCCCUCUGGGGACUACUUCAGUCAUUAACCCUCAUGACUUACUAUAGAAACCGCAGACCUACAGUUGCAUCUUCCUGUGCCGCCUUGGGGACUGUCUCCCUGCACACCCCAGGGAAUGGAGGAGCCUCUACUACCGCAACCUGGACGAACUUCACAACAAAGGUGCAGCAGCAAAUAAAUCCUGUUGCAGGAGUA
Molecule: messenger RNA, 3416 nt
Organism: Jaculus jaculus (lesser Egyptian jerboa)
Lineage: Eukaryota; Metazoa; Chordata; Mammalia; Rodentia; Dipodidae
Gene: Znf454
Product: zinc finger protein 454
Exons: 5
Coding region: 193-1749 (518 amino acids)
Biological process (GO): negative regulation of transcription by RNA polymerase II
Molecular function (GO): DNA-binding transcription repressor activity, RNA polymerase II-specific
Source: RefSeq, a predicted model, not a curated record